This is a messenger RNA of Mycena indigotica, 1533 nucleotides long. RefSeq lists its product as uncharacterized. NCBI's taxonomy places the organism in Eukaryota, Fungi, Basidiomycota, Agaricomycetes, Agaricales, Mycenaceae. Bases 1 to 1533 code for a protein of 510 amino acids. The transcript is spliced from 3 exons. The record is from RefSeq and is a predicted model, not a curated record.
AUGAACUCGAAGGGUCGGAACGCUGGCGUCGCCGGCCAGUUGAGGAGAAUACCGACGCCCGUUACCCUUCUCGUUGGCAUUCUCUUUGGACUUAUCGUUUCCCGUUUGCUUCCGUCUUCGUCAAGCACAACUUGGAGGGGUCACAAUGUUGUCGCGAAAUCCCGCCAGCAAAGCCGUCAGCCCAUCCAGCUGCCGACCCUCGAGCAGCGCCAGCGGAUACUCCACCUACUCUCUACGCUUUCCCCGCAUUACACGAAGGAAUGCACACGCAGUACUCAGCCCCUUUAUGAACGUCAAGCUCGAGACCGGUAUGCGCCACUCAUUGGACACCAGUCUCCCUCGCGAAGCUCUUGGCUAGGUGGACUUGGGAUGGGAGGCAGUGUUGAGCCCGACUAUGAGGAAUACACCCGGACCCGAGAUAGAGACGGCGCAGAGCACAAAUACUUCUUCGCCAUAAACCUUUACAACUCGUUCGACGUUAUCCCCGACCUCUUUGCUACCCUAUUUCGCGUCGGAAGCAUCCUUGGCUACCACAACGUCUACGUGUCAAUCUACGAAAAUGGCUCGACAGAUCAAACCAAGGCUCUUCUCCGCAUUUUCGACGCUUUGACGAGGAGUGUGGGAAUGCGAAUAACCAUUCGUACAUCCAGCCGGACUCGAGGCGCGUUCAACCACCGAAUCGAAUAUCUCGCCGAAGUCCGGAAUGCUGCCUUUGUCCCCCUCCAUGAACUGCGCGACACAGAAAACGAGUUUUUCGACACAAUUGUCUUCAUGAAUGACAUCCUUCCCUGUGUUGACGACCUUCUCGAGCUCAUCUGGCAGUCAAGAAAGAACAACGCAGGCAUCACCUGUGCCGCCGACUACAUGUACCAUGAAGAAAUCGGCGCCCCCGUUUUCUACGAUAACUGGGUGGCUAGAGACAUUAACGGUACAGCUCUCGAGAACGCUCCCUUCGAAUCCAUCUUCCAUCAUCCACCUUCAAAUGAUCGCUUCCAAAAACACCUUCCAAUCCAAGUUCAGAGCUGUUGGAAUGGUAUUGCGAUCCUGGACCCAGAGCCAUUCUACCUUCCGCCCCACGUUCGCUUCCGGAUGGCCCGCAUAACGGAGAACGAGUGCAGUGCUAGCGAGUGCUCGCUCAUCUGCAACGACUACUGGGAGGCUGGCUAUGGUCGUAUAAUGAUGGUUCCACGUGUAAAAUUGGCCUACGACCACCGAGUCUUUGACAUCAUCCAUCCGUCACGGCGAAAUUUGACGGCGAUUCGGGGCUAUGUCCGAAUGGGCGGCCUUCCCGAUGAUCCACGAACGGAUCCACAAGAUCGCUCGUGGUUUGGCCCUCAUGACAGGCUGUUUACGGAGGAGGAGACAGAGCCACUGGAUUUCAAAUCAGGACCUUCUCAUGUUUGGUGUUGGGGAUGGGACGGUGCGGGCGAUUUGGAAGGGCCAGAUGUUGACCCGAUCUGGGAGCGGAUGCCAAACAAAUCGACCAUCACAGACGCGGUGCUUGUCAAGCACGUCCGGAGUUUACCGUCUUGA